Messenger RNA from Dermacentor silvarum, 490 nucleotides. RefSeq lists its product as uncharacterized. The record is from RefSeq and is a predicted model, not a curated record. The transcript is spliced from 4 exons. Bases 56 to 490 code for a protein of 144 amino acids. Lineage: Eukaryota; Metazoa; Arthropoda; Arachnida; Ixodida; Ixodidae.
ACUGGCCGUACGCUCUCUCGACCGUCGAUACCAGGCCUAGCAGUCUCCUUCGAGGAUGCACGGCGUUGCGGACACCAUGGGAGCCGUUCGCGGCCGCAUAUUCGAGGUCUCCUUCGACGAAUACGUCGGGACUGUCAACGGGCUCUUCAAUUUCUUGGAGAUCCUGGGCGGCAUGGUGGUGUACUUCAUGCUGUCCACACCGGAGACGAAAGCGCAGGGAUGCCUGAGGGGUACUGCGUACACCUUCUUCUUCAACGGCAUCUUCAUGCUCGUCUCGAGCUUCCUGAGCGCCACUUCGUCCUACUACCUGCCCACUAUCUUCUACUACGUGCUUUUCAACGGGACGGGCUCACUUAUGUACAUCUUCUCGAGCAUCGGUGUGGUCAGAGAAACGAACGAAGUCGGCGGGCCUCCAGUUGUUGGUCUAAUGGUCGGAGGCAUCCACGCCUUUCACUGCGCCUACUCGACGUACAAAAACUACUACGACUGA